This is a messenger RNA of Balaenoptera ricei (Rice's whale), 6053 nucleotides long. RefSeq names its product ATPase H+ transporting V0 subunit a2 (gene ATP6V0A2). Gene Ontology annotation, biological process: proton transmembrane transport; vacuolar acidification. Gene Ontology annotation, cellular component: vacuolar proton-transporting V-type ATPase complex; vacuolar proton-transporting V-type ATPase, V0 domain; plasma membrane. Gene Ontology annotation, molecular function: ATPase binding; proton-transporting ATPase activity, rotational mechanism. The record is from RefSeq and is a predicted model, not a curated record. The coding region runs from base 210 to 2774 and encodes 854 amino acids. NCBI's taxonomy places the organism in Eukaryota, Metazoa, Chordata, Mammalia, Artiodactyla, Balaenopteridae. The transcript has 20 exons.
CUCGAGGGCGGCUCUGGCGGCGCCUGGAGCGGCGGCCCCGGCGGCAGAACCGGGCGCAGCUGGUGCAGCCCGGAGCCCCAUGGUGCUGGGCUGCGGCCAGGCCUCAGGAGAAGCCCGAGCUCCGGGCCGCCCCGGCUGACCGUGCGGGCCCGCGCGGCCCGGAGCCGCCGCCGCCCGUCGGGCCCCGCGGGGUCGCGGGCCGGCCAGCCAUGGGGUCCCUGUUCCGGAGCGAGACCAUGUGCCUGGCGCAGCUCUUCUUGCAGUCCGGCACGGCCUACGAGUGCCUCAGCGCCCUGGGCGAGAAGGGCCUGGUCCAGUUCCGAGACCUGAACCAGAAUGUAAGUUCUUUCCAAAGAAAAUUUGUUGGUGAGGUGAAGAGGUGUGAAGAACUAGAGCGAAUAUUGGCAUAUUUGGUGCAGGAAAUUAAUAGAGCUGAUAUUCCCCUCCCUGAGGGAGAGACCAGUCCUCCUGCACCGCCUCUUAAACAAGUGCUCGAAAUGCAGGAGCAGUUGCAGAAGCUAGAGGCUGAGCUGAGGGAGGUCACGAAGAACAAGGAGAAGCUGAGGAGGAACCUCCUGGAGCUGACAGAGUACACGCACAUGCUGCGAGUGACCAAGACCUUCGUCAAGCGCAACCUGGAGUUUGAACCCGCUUACGAAGAAUUCCCUCCCUUGGAGAACGAGUCUUUGUUGGACUACAGCUGUAUGCAGAGGCUGGGGGCAAAACUGGGAUUUGUGUCUGGCCUCAUUAACCAAGGGAAAGCCGAAGCAUUCGGGAAAACGCUGUGGCGAGCCUGCAGAGGGCACAGCAUCGUGACGCACGCAGAGCUGGAGGGGCCCCUGGAAGACCCUGAAACGGGAGAAGUCAUAAAAUGGUAUGUGUUUUUGAUAUCCUUCUGGGGAGAGCAGAUUGGCCACAAGGUUAAGAAGAUAUGUGAUUGUUACCACUGCCACGUUUACCCCUACCCGAAUACCGCCGAGGAGCGGAGAGAGAUCCAGGAGGGCCUGAACACCCGGAUUCAAGAUCUGUAUACUGUGCUUCACAAAACCGAGGAUUAUUUAAGGCAAGUGCUCUGUAAAGCCGCCGAGUCAGUCUACAGCCGCGUCAUCCAGGUGAAGAAGAUGAAAGCCAUUUACCAUAUGCUGAACAUGUGCAGCUUCGACGUGACCAACAAGUGCCUCAUUGCCGAGGUCUGGUGUCCCGAGGCCGAUCUGCAUGAGCUGCGCCUUGCUCUGGAGGAGGGCUCGAGAGAGAGCGGUGCUACGAUCCCCUCAUUCAUGAACACAAUCCCAACAAAAGAAACACCCCCGACUCUCAUCCGCACCAACAAAUUCACCGAGGGGUUUCAGAACAUCGUGGAUGCCUACGGGGUUGGGAGCUACCGAGAAGUGAACCCAGCUCUCUUUACCAUCAUCACUUUCCCCUUUUUAUUUGCCGUGAUGUUUGGAGACCUUGGACAUGGCUUUGUGAUGUUCUUAUUUGCCCUCCUGUUGGUGUUAAAUGAAGAUCAUCCCAGACUAAGUCAGUCGCAAGAGAUCAUGCGGAUGGUUUUCAACGGUCGCUACAUCCUCCUGCUGAUGGGGCUCUUCUCGGUGUACACGGGCCUCGUCUACAACGACUGCUUUUCCAAGUCCGUCAGCCUCUUUGGCUCCGGGUGGAACGUGUCUGCCAUGUACAGCUCCAGUCACAGCCCAGCGGAGCAGAGGAAGAUGGUGCUCUGGAAUGACAGCGUCAUCAGGCACAACAGGGUGUUGCAGUUGGAUCCCAGUGUUCCCGGGGUGUUCCGAGGCCCUUAUCCUCUUGGCAUCGAUCCCAUUUGGAACUUGGCCACAAAUCGUCUCACUUUUCUGAACUCUUUCAAAAUGAAAAUGUCUGUGAUUUUUGGAAUUAUUCACAUGACUUUUGGAGUCAUUCUGGGAAUAUUUAACCACUUACAUUUCAGGAAGAAGUUCAACAUUUAUCUGGUUUCCAUCCCAGAACUUCUCUUCAUGCUCUGCAUCUUUGGCUACCUUAUAUUUAUGAUUGUCUAUAAGUGGCUGGUUUAUUCAGCAGAAACCUCCAGAGUCGCUCCUAGCAUUCUGAUUGAAUUUAUUAACAUGUUUUUAUUCCCGGCUAGUGACACAGGUGGUCUUUACCCAGGGCAGGAGCACGUCCAGAGGCUGCUUCUGGUCAUCACAGCGUUGUCUGUCCCUGUGCUCUUCUUGGGAAAACCACUCUUCUUGUUGUGGCUUCACCAUGGGCGCAGUUGCUUUGGGGUCAGCAGGAGUGGUUACACACUUGUAAGGAAAGAUAGCGAGGAAGAAGUUUCUUUGCUGGGAAGCCAAGACAUAGAAGAGGGAAACAACCAAAUGGAAGAUGGAUGUAGAGAAGUGACGUGUGAAGAGUUUAAUUUUGGAGAAAUACUAAUGACGCAAGUAAUUCAUUCCAUCGAGUACUGUCUGGGAUGCAUCUCCAACACCGCUUCGUACCUGAGGCUCUGGGCGCUCAGUUUGGCUCACGCACAGUUGUCUGACGUGCUGUGGGCCAUGCUGAUGCGAGUCGGCCUCCGGGUAGACACGACCUACGGGGUCCUGCUCCUGCUCCCGGUCAUCGCUCUCUUUGCAGUUUUGACAAUUUUCAUCCUUUUGAUCAUGGAAGGGCUUUCUGCAUUUCUUCACGCCAUCCGCCUCCACUGGGUAGAAUUUCAGAACAAAUUCUACGUUGGUGCAGGCACCAAAUUUGUUCCUUUCUCACUCAGAUUACUUUCUUCGAAGUUUAGCGACGACAUGGCAUGAUCAUAUUGCUGUAUCCAACAAGCUUUCAGAUUUAAGGAGAAUUAUCAUGUUGUAGAAUUUCCUUAUGUUAAAUUGACGAUAGGAAAAAUUCCAUCUUCAUUAACUGCCUUAUGAGAUAGCCAAAUGAUUCUGUAAGAUAUACCUCUUCCUCAUAUGUUAAAUAUUUUGUAAAGUUUCUCAAUUUCAGAUAUAGAAAUUUCUUUCAGUUUUUAUGAUGAGCAAAUAUAAGUUAAUGCCAAAAGUUAUGUUAAAGUUAUUUUUAAAAAUAUAGGCUUGGGGGAGAGAAGCCAGUUUUGAAUGGCUAAUUGAAAAUGGUCUUAAAUACUUGAUUCCUUUUCAACUUAUUUAAAAAAAAACUAGAGUUAUUCUGUCACCUGAAGUUGUCAGAUAAUAUUUUCCAACAGCUGAAGUUAAGUAGUUUUUAAAAAAAUUUAAUGAUGGUUAAUCAAAAGAUUCACAUUUAUUUUGCUUGGUUAAAAGUUUGCAAACUUUUUUUAUCGUAUACUAUCUAGAAUUACAAGUAGAAUUGUUUCUACGAUUUUGUCUUGUUUUAAUAAUUGGAGAAAAUGGGAUAAAAUAACAUACAACAAAUGGUUAUCCCACUUGUAUAUUUUUUUAAGGACUCUUAUCCUGUUAUCCUUACAUAAAACCAAUUAUGAUAAUUGUAUGUUUGGGAAGAUAAACUGUGUACUGAGCCUUAAAAUCCAGUGUGACUAUAGAAGAUGUAAUAUGGAUAUGAUUCGAACUUAGUGACCAGCUUGGCUGAUGUUCCUGAACCAAAAGGGGUUUAUACUGAGUGAAGGAAAGGUAAAAAGUAGUAUUUUGUAUAUUUUUAUAAUAAAAUAUAAAUUAAGAUAUUUUACCAUGAAGAGGUUGCAACUAUCCUUGAGAACAGUAUAAUUAUAAUGAUUCACUUUCAGACUAAUUCGAAAUAAAUGUCUAAUAAAGGCAUUUAGAGUUAAACUUUUAAAAACUAUUUGAAUCAGUUGAAAACCAAUUCUUACUAAGCCAUUAAUGUAUAAUCUUCAGAUUAAAUUCAUCUUUUCACUUGACAUUUGAGUCAGUCCUGUUGAACAUUUUGAUCUGUCCUGUAUUCUUGUAAAUUAUGUUCGUUUUUCAUAUUUUACUGUAGUUGAUUUUAGAUAAUUAUUUUCAAAAAGAAACCUGCAGUAUUUUCGCUUUCUUAACAUUUUGAGUAACUCACAUGAAGAGGCCCGCUUGUCUCCUUCACCUUGGCUGGUGAUAGAGGGUUUAGGGUUUUCAUUACAAGCUAAGAUCAUGGUAGCCCUGAAUUUAAGCGUAUCUUUUCAGGUAAUUUCAAGGCCUAUUUGCUGAGAGGCAUGAAUUGAACAUCAUGACAUAACUGUGACUCUGACAUUAAACCUUUUAAAUUGUAGUAAAGAUUCCAUGCUACUCCUCUCAUAUGAGAUGCUGUCCCUCAUAAUAUCAAACAUAAAACGAUGCUGAUGAAACUCUUAAAAAUGCUACUGCUGUCAACGUUAAGUUUCCUCAGAAAGGCACUUGGACACUUCUUUUGGGUGAAUACGAAAUCUGAAUAAUGCCUUCCAGGUUUCAAAUGUGUCCCUCACAAGUUCUUAUUUUUAUUAUUUUACUCCAAGAUGGUAACUAAUUCAUCCUUAGGAAACCCACCAUUUUAACUGACAAGUUAACUGACUAGUAAACAAGAGACGUACAGGAUCUGCUAGAAUUCUUUUCUGUCCCCAUUGGCAGUUGUCACGGGGGCCACUUUUUAAUUCCAGUGAACGCCUCUAUCAGGGCAUAGAACAGAGGGUGAAGAGUCACUUUUCAACUGAAACCUAUGUAGUAGUUCUGUAGAACGUAAUGGUAUAAAAGACGGAUUGUUAGUCCUAAUUUUUGUGAAAGAACUCUCUAAAAUUACAGUUUGAUGGUGUCGUUUAGUCACCAAGGUAAAUUUUCUUUCUUAAUAUAAAGCUACUGGUUCCAGUGUCAUGUUACCAGAGCAGUUGCUCUGUUUUGUUUGUUAAGCUGUUUGGUAUAACUAUUACGUAUACAGUUCUUAAGACAUAACUUCAUUCCCUUGAUAGCAGGCAUCCAGAGGAAAAAUGGUCAGUUGUCUGGAUGAUGCUAAGUUCAUCUGUUUAUUUUCCUAACACGAAAAGUCGCGACUGCCACGUCUUCCAGUUUUCAUCCUAACAUAAAAAUCCAAGGGAUUUCUUCAGUAAAAUAGAGUUUGAUUUCGCCCUGCAAGGGUGAAGAAGGUCCUGGUGGUGAUGGGAUUGUGCUGAGUUAAGGAGUGCAAAGGGGGUUUGAUGGGGGUCACGCUGAGCCUGUGGGCUGGCAGUUUAUUGUGGCUAGGACUUUGAGGAGACUCACCCUUCACUGAAUGCCACUCUGUCCUCAUUUCUGGAAUGCGUAUUUUAUAACAACAUUCUGAUCUGAAUUUUCAUUCUGCAGCAGUUUAAAAAGGCGUAGACUAUAGGAUAGGUAACUCUUACGUUUACGAAUUAAAAAUUCAGACACUUCAGGGCCUGAUUCAUUUUGGAAAACAGAAAUAAAAAUAACUUCAACUGUUCUGCAGUCUGCAUUUAAAAACAACUUUAUUAAAAAUUUAAAGCCAGGUUUGCUUGUAUGCCAUCUGGUAUAUCUCCAGCAAGGUUAUUAAGAAAUCUUAAUUCAAGAUGAUGAAAAUAAGACAGUUCGGGGCUUCCCUGGUGGCGCAGUGGUUGAGAGUCUGCCUGCCAAUGCAGGGGACACGGGUUCGAGCCCUGGUCUGGGAAGAUCCCACAUGCCGCGGAGCAACUAGGCCCGUGAGUCACAACUGCUGAGCCUGCGCAUCUGGAGCUUGUGCUCCGCAACAAGAGAGGCCACGACAGUGAGAGGCCCGUGCACCGCGAUGAAGAGUGGCCCCACUCGCCGCAACUAGAGAAAGCCCUCGCACAGAAACGAAGACCCAACACAGCUAAAAAUAAAUAAAUAAAUAAAUAAAUAAAUAAAAAUUAAAAAAAAAAAAAAAAAAAAAAAGACAGUUCGGAGUAGUGAUUUUCCAACAGCCAGGCCAAUGAUGCUGAACUUUGGUUUAGAAUUUUAAGAAAUACUUAGAACAUUCCACCUGUUCCUUGAUGGGAAAAUCCAAUAAGAAGGCUAGGUUCUUAGGGUCAGCCCAGUAAUCUAGGGGCUUAAUGAGGGAAAACGACUGAACAAGUUAAAGAUCCACAGAUGUAUGAAGGGACAAAUUUGCAUCUUCCUAUCAGUAUUGAACUUUACUAAUGAAAAAUAAAUAUCUCUCUAUUUUUGAAA